GGACUAUAGAAGCUGAGGCUGAGCGGGACAGAGUCCUCAUCCAUCAUGGGAUGCUGCAGUGUGACCCAGAGGCAUACUGGAGUGGACGAGGUGGGCCCCGAUGAGCUCGAGCUGCUGGAGCUCAAUGGAGACAAUUUAGGGGUGUGGAGUCUGGGUGAAACUAGGCUUCAGCUCUUGGUGAGGAAUAGUAGAGAGGAGCAGCCGCCACCGCCGCACUCUUCAGUACGACAAGUGGAACCAGAGGUGAGUGUGGUGCUGUGGGGCAGGAGCAGGGAUGAGCUGCAUCACAGGAUUUACUCCCAGCAGCCAAUAAGGGACUGGGAAGGCCAGCCUGCCCACACCUAUGGAGAGAUCAUCCACUCCUCCCUUGUAGGUGCCCUCAACACCUACACAAAGGAAACCACUGACCGCUUCCUGGUGUUGUUCUCUUUUCACCUUUUGAUACUCUCUCUGGAUCACUCGCGGCAAGACCUUAUUUAUGAGGGCGUCCUGCCACUUUCUGGACUUUCUUUCCAUGUCGUUUCCCAGGACUCCGAUGCGUUGAAUUCACAAUACAUGUUUCAGAUCGGCAGUCCAAUGGUUGAGCCCAAGGUGUUUAAGUGUUCAAGUGCUGCGGAGUUACAGAAGUGGAUGCAGCACAUAGAAGACAGGAGACACAAGUCAAUAUCUCAGCCCACGAGUCCCUCUCAUUGCAUUCUCUCCUACCUAUUACCUUGUGAUGAGCACUGGAAAAGGGAAGAGUUGAAAAAAUACUUGCUACAAGCUCCGAUAUGGCAGUGGGAGGGCUCGCCAAUACAGCACAUGGGUCAGCCAGGAUACAUAUCUAUGGUUCAUAUCAGUAACAGACAGGGACUCCAGCAAAGAGUGAUGGUCCUUUUCCCUCAAGAUGUCCUACUGUUGUCAGUUGACAACAAGCAACUGACCAUAAGAUAUGAGGGCAGGUUGCCGCGACACGGCAUCCGAGCAGUGGAGAGAUCAGCCUGGCCUGGACGGCUGGAGUUUGAGCUUGCAGGUGAGCUGGUGGAGCCCCUGAAGGUCACCUGUACCAGCCUAGAGGAUUAUCAGACCUGGAUGUUCCACUUACAACAGCCAGACAGAAGCAGCCACGUUACUGUGAGUCCCGCUGCGCCUCCAAUCAUGCCAAAGCUGCAAAGGAACAGGAAGGAGUCCCAGGAGCCCAUGUUAAUGGCAGAUCAUUUUCACAUCAAGGGAUGCGGCUGAUGCAUCUGCGCUGUACGUAGACGCGACAUGUACAGUUCUUACAAAACACGUGGAUAGUUUGUACAUAUUCCUUUUGCGCCACAAAAUGAAGAUGCAGAAAAGAAGCUUGAUCUGUUUGUGCAAAAUGGACGCUGACUUGUUGACAAAGGCAAACUGAACAGAAAGAAAUGUUUGACGUAGGAAAAGUAAAGCUGCGCAUACAGAUGUUGUGUACAGAUAUGUAAUAGUUCACUCUUUCAUAAUAAACCCUUUUAAAAUCGAA
Messenger RNA from Betta splendens (Siamese fighting fish), 1483 nucleotides. RefSeq lists its product as uncharacterized. The record is from RefSeq and is a predicted model, not a curated record. The transcript has 11 exons. The coding region runs from base 46 to 1221 and encodes 391 amino acids. Lineage: Eukaryota; Metazoa; Chordata; Actinopteri; Anabantiformes; Osphronemidae.